AGUGUGUCGUUUGUGUGUUGGGAAGUCUUUCGAAUACUCCUCAGUAUUUUUGGAUAAUCUCCAUGAAUCUCUCAAAGUGUGUCUGGGAGUCUCGAUCCAGGAAUCGGAUAACUGGCCAAAAUACAUUUGCCGACAAUGUCUGGACAUGGCUAAACUAUGUGUGAAGUUUGUUGGCACGAUCCGACAGAGCGAAUUGACCCUUCAAUCUCUGUACGGAGACUUGCGAGAUGUGGAGAUAAAGCCUGAAAUUGAGAUGGUGGAUAUAAAGACACUGCCAGUUGAGGUGGAAAUAGAGAGUGAUGGACUGGAGGAGAUUACAAUGAGUCGCAAGAGAUCACUGAGGAGGUCAGGGCAGAAGGAGUCUGUGAAGCCUCCGCCGAAGAAGCGAGGACGCCCUAGAAAGCAGCCAAUGCCGGAAAUUAAGUGUGAGAGCGACAUAAAGCCGUCUUCCCCGGAACCUCCGUCUCCAGUGCUGUUAGACAAGUUGUCUCCGUCUCCUACUUCCCCGCCGACAUCACCGUAUCUCCAGGAGUCCUCGAGUGACGAGGAUGAAGAUGAGGAUAAGAUCCCUGUGAAGGUAGCUAAGAAACGCGGACGUCCUCGCAAAGGGACAGUCAUUGCCAAGCGAGAAAACCCGGUGAAACGCAUAGAUCGACAGUACAAUAAAGAACUCGCAGAGGAGAACAUCAGGAAGAUUGAAGAAUUCUUCAAGAUGGACUGCAACCUGUGUCAGCAAUCCUACACGAAAUUGAGAGAUUUGCAAGCUCACUAUCGCGAGGUGCACAAGAGGAAGGGUUACGUUGUCUGUUGCAAUGUGAAGUUUAAUCGACCGUCGAAGAUUCUACAGCACUUUGAUCACCACAUGAAUCCGGAGGCAUUUAAGUGUUCAGACUGCGGGAAGUCUUUCAAGAAUAAGUACGGUCUGAGGCUCCACACGGAGAACAGUCAUACUCCACCAGAGUUGCACAAGUAUAAAUGUCCCAACUGCCCGAAGACCUUCAUGAGCAUGAUUCGGUACAAGAAGCACUCCUUUGUGCACGUGACAGACGCUGAGAAGAGCCACAUUUGUCCUCACUGCAGCAAAGCGUUCGCCUUUAAGGCCAAUUUGCAGAUUCACAUUCGGCAGAUGCAUGAGGAAGUGGCGUAUCACGUGUGUGAAAUUUGUGCGAAAAUGUUUAAGAAUAAGGAUGUCUUCUUGCGCCAUCAGAAGAUACACACUGGAGAGAAGAUCGAGAAGCUUCCUUGUCCAGUGUGUGGAAAUUCCUUCAAGUACAAGGCUCAGCUGAAGCUCCACAUGAAGCGACAUAACGACUCUGGACAGGUGUUCAGGUGUCAUCUAUGCAAUAAGGAAUCGCCCAAUAGUUUGGCUCUGCAUGAACAUAUCAAGUAUGUCCAUGUGCGUGAGAGGAAGCACAAGUGUAAUCUUUGCAGUAGCGCUUUCAAGACACCUAUUGGGCUCAGGGAACACAUGGCCACUCACACUUCCAGCCAGAUCCUCUACACUUGCCUCUUCUGUCCCAAGCAAUUCAACAGCAACGCCAACAAGUACGUGCACCAGAAGAGGAAGCAUCCUGUUGAGUACGAGGCGAUGAAGCAGAAGAAAACUUUCGAAAAUCUUUGUGACAUGGAAACAAACAAUUAUGCCGAUUGUGGGCAACGAACUGAACCGAAGGCGGGCAUCACAAACUGUCAUGGAUUUGUAAAUAACAUUUGGAGAAUUUCUAUAAAAAUGUCUCUGGCCAAUCUAGAAUUGAAGUGUGAGGUGAAAACUGAGUCAACUGCAGAUGAAGAGGAAUUGUGCAGAUUCUGUGCUCAAGGAGGAAGCCAAUAUUCAUCGAUAUUCAAAGAGAAUCUCAAUGAAUCUCUGUCUUCAUUCCUUGGAAUAUCCGUGCAAGAGUCGGACAAUUGGCCGAAAUUCAUCUGCCAGAAAUGCUGGGAAGCUGCGAAAGUGUCUGUGGAUUUCAUGUCGAGUGUCCGGAGAGCAGAAACCACUUUCCGGACUCUGUUUGGCGAGUUGGCGGAAGCGAUAGUAACAAAGCCCGACAUUGAAUUGAUUGAUGUGAAGAAUUUGCUGAUAGAUUCUGAGAUGGAGGACAAUAAUUCCGAUGAGGUGUCUCCUGAGGAAAGCCCAGAGCCUUUAGAGAAGAGACGUGGGAAACGAAGAAGAGCGACACACAUAAAAGAUACUGCAAAUCCUGCGAAAUGUGUGAAAAGGAAACGAGAGUCUGUGAAGAGUGUGAAGGCAAAGGAAGUCCUUGUAAAAUGUCGCCGAAGUCCUAGUAUUUUGGAUGAAGAGGAGCAAAGGAUUAAGGAGUUUUUCAAGUUGGAGUGUCGCACUUGCAAUGAGAGUUUUGAUAAGUUGCGAGACUUCCGAGCUCAUGGAUUGAAGGUGCACAAGGAGGAGUCCUUUAUAAUGUGCUGUGAUAAGAAGUUGGAUAAUCGGACAAAGAUAGUGACUCAUCUCAACAGCCACAUUAAUCCCAAUGCGUUCAAAUGUGAAAAAUGCGAAAAGUCCUUCCUCACCAAGAUGGGCUUGAUUAAGCAUGAGCUUAACAAGCAUGUUCCACCGGAACAGCACAUUUACAAGUGCGACAAGUGUCCCAGUACCUUCAUGACUCUCUGUCGUGCUAGGACUCACGAGGCGAAGCAUAUGAAUGAGGAGGAGAAGAGAUUUAAGUGCCCACAGUGCGAGAAAGCCUACGCCUUCAAUGCUAUGCUUAAGCAACACAUGAGACAUGCCCAUGAUGAGAGCAAUAGGCACGUCUGUGAGAUUUGCGCUAAGGUCUUCAAGUCGAAGUACACUUAUCAGAUUCAUCUGGAGAAUCACAUGGAUAACGGAACCAGAGAUUUCCCAUGUCCGAUGUGUGGGAAGGCUUUCAAGCGCAAGCGACUGCUGAAGGUUCACGUGGAGCGGCACAAUAAGACCGGGGAGAUCUUCAAGUGCGACAUGUGCGGCAAGGUGUCACCGAACAGAAAUGCUCUUAAGAAUCACAUCGAGUACAGCCAUUUGAAGGUGAGGAAGUUCGAAUGUAAUCUGUGCAGCAGCGCCUUCAAGACGGCGUUGGGACUGAAGGAACAUGUGGCCACGCAUUCCUCCAGCCAGAUCCUCUACACAUGCCUCUUCUGUCCUAAACAGUUCAACAGCAACGCCAAUAAGUAUGUGCACCAGAAGAGGAAGCAUCCUGUUGAGUAUGAGGCGAUGCAAAAAUCUAAGGCUGGCAAAUAAAAUAAUUGGCAAUGAUAAAAAGAAUCCCCCUUUGACCCCGACGUGA
Messenger RNA from Phlebotomus argentipes, 3272 nucleotides. RefSeq names its product transcription factor grauzone-like. The coding region runs from base 146 to 3226 and encodes 1026 amino acids. The record is from RefSeq and is a predicted model, not a curated record. Lineage: Eukaryota; Metazoa; Arthropoda; Insecta; Diptera; Psychodidae. Gene Ontology annotation, cellular component: nucleus. Gene Ontology annotation, molecular function: zinc ion binding. The transcript is spliced from 4 exons.